UUCUAAGACAAGAAAACAAAACCAGUCUGAAGACAUGGGAAGAUCUCCUUGUUGUGAUGAAAACAACCUUAAAAAGGGUCCAUGGACUCCUGAAGAAGAUCAAAAGCUCAUUGAUUACAUUCAAAACCAUGGCCAUGGAAGUUGGAGAGCUCUCCCUAAACUUGCAGGCCUGAAUAGAUGUGGAAAAAGUUGCAGACUGAGAUGGACCAAUUAUCUAAGACCGGAUAUUAAGAGAGGAAAGUUCUCCAAUGAAGAAGAGAACACUAUUCUUCAUCUUCACUCAAUUCUUGGAAACAAAUGGUCUGCGAUAGCAGGACAUCUACCAGGGCGUACUGACAACGAGAUCAAGAACUACUGGAAUACUCAUCUGAAAAAGAGGCUAAUCCAAAUGGGUAUUGACCCAAUGACCCAUCAACCAAAAACCGACUUGUUUUCUUGCUUACCACAACUACUUGCACUAGCUAACCUAAAGGAAUUGCUUGAACAGACUCAGCUAAGUCAUAACCUUCAAUACCUAAACCUAUUGCAACAGCCAGGUGUCGUAGCUAACAAUCCUGAAAUAAUGACCGCAUUAAACAUGACUAAUUUGAUUCCCACACAUCAAGAACCAGCCCCUUAUUUUUCAAACAAUUAUCCAAAAGAAUUAGACCAAAAAAAGAUAGAAAUGUCCAACUUUUUCCCCGUGGAAAAUACAACUGUUUUAGGUGGUUCUCAACCACUCCAACAACAAGUCACUUUCAUGAAUGUACAAAACAUGGAUGAUGGGGAAGCUGUGGGCAGGUGCCAGAUGGGACUUGUGAGUGACAAAUCACCAUCUUCCACGUGGAAUCCUCUUCCCACAUUGAUGGACAGUUCAGGCGGCCAUAAUACAAACUCACAAGAGAACAGCAGCACCAUCAGCUACGGUGGUGCGCAUGGCGGCAGCGGCGGUGGUGGUAGUGGUGAAGGAGGAGUUGCUUCAUAUAAAUGGCCCGACUUUCUUUUCGAAGAGUCUUUUUUGGAGGAUAAUUUGAAAGAAAUAUGUUGAAUAUACAAGGGUAGAUUUUGGAUGUGCAUUGGAAGUUGUACGUUUCUGAAGUACGAUAGUGGUGCUGCCUCAUGCAUGGCCGCCCAUGCAUGCUUGUUAUUUUUAUUUUUGUGUAUUUUAUAAUGGUUACGUGAAUAGUAAGCAAAUGACAUAUGAAUACUGAAGGUUUA
Molecule: messenger RNA, 1197 nt
Organism: Helianthus annuus (common sunflower)
Lineage: Eukaryota; Viridiplantae; Streptophyta; Magnoliopsida; Asterales; Asteraceae
Product: transcription factor MYB93
Exons: 3
Coding region: 35-1027 (330 amino acids)
Source: RefSeq, a predicted model, not a curated record